AUAAAAGUCUCUUUGAAAUGUUUAAGAAACUGACUCAGUCCUUAACUCGACUUGAGUUCACUUGACUUCAAGCCUUCAUCAUGAUUGCUCCUGCAUUUGUAGUUGCGCUGCUUCUUAGCGCUGGUUCAGCCAUGCCAACGGUUCCCCUAGCGGCCGUUACAAACGCUGGCUCACAGGAGGAUUUGGGGUUAUCAGUAACAAUAAAUAUCAAGGACACAGAAGAAGGCUUUACUGAGAUUCUUGGUCAAGUUCUUCAAUUCGCUCCACUCCUUACCACCCUUGUAGGAAAGAAAGAUCUCCAAGAAGGCUGGACUGAUAUUCUUAGUCAAGUUGUUCAACUGGCUCCAUUAGCCGUCACCCUGCUUGGCAAAAAAGAAACCGAAGAAGGCUUUACUGAGAUUCUUGGUCAAGUUCUUCAAUUCGCUCCACUCCUUACCACCCUUGUAGGAAAAAAAGAUCUCCAAGAAGGCUGGACUGAUAUUCUUAGUCAAGUUGUUCAACUGGCUCCAUUAGCCGUCACCCUGCUUGGCAAAAAAGAAACCGAAGAAGGCUUUACUGAGAUUCUUGGUCAAGUUCUUCAAUUCGCUCCACUCCUUACCACCCUUGUAGGAAAGAAAGAUCUCCAAGAAGGCUGGACUGAUAUUCUUAGUCAAGUUGUUCAAUAUGCUCCAUUAGCCCUUACCCUGCUUGGCAAAAAAGAAACCGAAGAAGGCUUUACUGAGAUUCUUGGUCAAGUUCUUCAAUUCGCUCCACUCCUUACCACCCUUGUAGGAAAAAAAGAUCUCCAAGAAGGCUGGACUGAUAUUCUUAGUCAAGUUGUUCAAUAUGCCCCAUUGGCCCUUACCCUGCUUGGCAAAAAAGAAACCGAAGAAGGCUUUACUGAGAUUCUUGGUCAAGUUCUUCAAUUCGCUCCACUCCUUACCACCCUUGUAGGAAAGAAAGAUCUCCAAGAAGGCUGGACUGAUAUUCUUAGUCAAGUUGUUCAAUAUGCUCCAUUGGCCCUUACCCUGCUUGGCAAAAAAGAAACCGAAGAAGGCUUUACUGAGAUUCUUGGUCAAGUUCUUCAAUUCGCUCCACUCCUUACCACCCUUGUAGGAAAGAAAGAUCUCCAAGAAGGCUGGACUGAUAUUCUUAGUCAAGUUGUUCAAUAUGCUCCAUUGGCCCUUACCCUGCUUGGCAAAAAAGAAACCGAAGAAGGCUUUACUGAGAUUCUUGGUCAAGUUCUUCAAUUCGCUCCACUCCUUACCACCCUUGUAGGAAAGAAAGAUCUCCAAGAAGGCUGGACUGAUAUUCUUAGUCAAGUUGUUCAACUGGCUCCAUUAGCCGUCACCCUGCUUGGCAAAAAAGAAACCGAAGAAGGCUUUACUGAGAUUCUUGGUCAAGUUCUUCAAUUCGCUCCACUCCUUACCACCCUUGUAGGAAAGAAAGAUCUCCAAGAAGGCUGGACUGAUAUUCUUAGUCAAGUUGUUCAAUAUGCUCCAUUGGCCCUUACCCUGCUUGGCAAAAAAGAAACCGAAGAAGGCUUUACUGAGAUUCUUGGUCAAGUUCUUCAAUUCGCUCCACUCCUUACCACCCUUGUAGGAAAGAAAGAUCUCCAAGAAGGCUGGACUGAUAUUCUUAGUCAAGUUGUUCAAUAUGCUCCAUUGGCCCUUACCCUGCUUGGCAAAAAAGAAACCGAAGAAGGCUACUGAGAUUCUUGGUCAAGUUCUUCAAUUCGCUCCACUCCUUACCACCCUUGUAGGAAAGAAAGAUCUCCAAGAAGGCUGGACUGAUAUUCUUAGUCAAGUUGUUCAAUAUGCUCCAUUGGCCCUUACCCUGCUUGGCAAAAAAGAAACCGAAGAAGGCUUUACUGAGAUUCUUGGUCAAGUUCUUCAAUUCGCUCCACUCCUUACCACCCUUGUAGGAAAGAAAGAUCUCCAAGAAGGCUGGACUGAUAUUCUUAGUCAAGUUGUUCAAUAUGCUCCAUUAGCCGUCACCCUGCUUGGCAAAAAAGAAACCGAAGAAGGCUUUACUGAGAUUCUUGGUCAAGUUCUUCAAUUCGCUCCACUCCUUACCACCCUUGUAGGAAAGAAAGAUCUCCAAGAAGGCUGGACUGAUAUUCUUAGUCAAGUUGUUCAAUAUGCUCCAUUGGCCCUUACCCUGCUUGGCAAAAAAGAAACCGAAGAAGGCUUUACUGAGAUUCUUGGUCAAGUUCUUCAAUUCGCUCCACUCCUUACCACCCUUGUAGGAAAGAAAGAUCUCCAAGAAGGCUGGACUGAUAUUCUUAGUCAAGUUGUUCAAUAUGCUCCAUUGGCCCUUACCCUGCUUGGCAAAAAAGAAACCGAAGAAGGCUUUACUGAGAUUCUUGGUCAAGUUCUUCAAUUCGCUCCACUCCUUACCACCCUUGUAGGAAAGAAAGAUCUCCAAGAAGGCUGGACUGAUAUUCUUAGUCAAGUUGUUCAAUAUGCCCCAUUGGCUCUCACCCUGCUUGGCAAAAAAGAUAGCAUAUCUGAGGACUUUGGAGCUACUAUUACAAUUACAAUCUAACAAGGUACAAAAAGAUUUUGUAUUACGCUUGAACACAUUUUUGUGAAACAAAAAUCAGAAAAUAACGCAAUUUUGAAACGUUUUUGUUUUCGAAGAAAAUAAACGUUCUUUUGUGACACUGAAAUAUUUGAAAAACAAAAACGGACCGAUUGUUCGUGAAAAAAAAAGUACAUUUCAAAUUUUAAAUUGAUCUUAAUAGAAAGCGUUUUGGUUUUGUAUUACAUCUGCUGUGCCAGUUUUUAAAUACGAAAAUAAAUAUGAAAUAACACAGAUCUUUGUCAAUUAAAUGUUUUUUCCUUGUUUGUAAGUAGUUUUUAGACACAUCAAAGCUUUAAGGGUUAAAAUGUUAAAAUAGUUCUCAACGGCCAAUAAGAAAACAGGUCGGUCUCUAUGCCUAUUAUUGUUACUGUUAUAAAAAUAAAGUGUAUUAUUAUUA
This is a messenger RNA of Physella acuta, 2962 nucleotides long. RefSeq lists its product as uncharacterized. NCBI's taxonomy places the organism in Eukaryota, Metazoa, Mollusca, Gastropoda, Physidae. The record is from RefSeq and is a predicted model, not a curated record.